AUGUCCGGACGAGGCAAAGGAGGCAAAGUUAAAGGAAAGGCCAAGAGCCGCUCCAACCGUGCUGGUCUGCAAUUUCCCGUGGGCCGCAUCCAUCGACUUCUCCGUAAAGGAAACUAUGCUGAGCGUGUGGGGGCUGGAGCGCCUGUGUACUUGGCUGCUGUCAUGGAAUACUUGGCCGCUGAGGUUCUCGAGUUGGCCGGUAAUGCUGCCCGUGAUAACAAGAAGACCCGCAUCAUCCCUCGCCACUUGCAGUUGGCCAUCCGCAACGACGAGGAGUUGAACAAGCUCCUAUCGGGUGUGACCAUCGCUCAAGGAGGUGUCCUUCCCAACAUUCAAGCCGUACUUCUGCCCAAGAAGACUGAAAAGAAGGCUUAAAUCAUACCCGAACUUCCAUCUUUAACGAAACAGGCCCUUUUCAGGGCCAAAAAAUCUGCUCAAAGGAACAUUAAAAAGAUGAAGGUGAACAGUGGCCUGCCCGGCAGAAUGAUCGAAUCUUCAGAUGUCGAUAAGUUCGAGGAUUGCCCGUUUUUACGUGUGACUGUAGCCAAAAAAGCUGGGAAGGUAUUCGGCAUUAUUAUGCGAGAUACUAAUCGAGAAAUGUCACUCGUGGAAUUUGAAUUUUGCCACAACAAUCAAUCGUGAACAGGGUUGCCAUGAGGCUAAUCUAUUUCUAGUGAAAAUAACUGUUGAUACUUCGAAAUUCUAAAUCUGACGAAUUGCAAUAUCAUUCUGAUUUGAAUGACUAGUUGUGCAUUCAUUUUGAAUACUAUUCGAAGCUUAUGGAUAAUACUUUAGCUGCAAUUAAAACGCCAUGUAAUCUCAUUUAUCAUG
Molecule: messenger RNA, 831 nt
Organism: Tigriopus californicus
Lineage: Eukaryota; Metazoa; Arthropoda; Copepoda; Harpacticoida; Harpacticidae
Product: histone H2A
Exons: 1
Coding region: 1-375 (124 amino acids)
Cellular component (GO): nucleosome
Molecular function (GO): DNA binding; protein heterodimerization activity; structural constituent of chromatin
Source: RefSeq, a predicted model, not a curated record